Molecule: messenger RNA, 1411 nt
Organism: Tribolium madens (black flour beetle)
Lineage: Eukaryota; Metazoa; Arthropoda; Insecta; Coleoptera; Tenebrionidae
Product: GPN-loop GTPase 1
Exons: 3
Coding region: 112-1200 (362 amino acids)
Molecular function (GO): GTPase activity
Source: RefSeq, a predicted model, not a curated record
UCGGCGUUUAAAAAUUUAAUUUUUGACUUAAGUUGUAAGAAUGACGGCUAUUCUCAACUGUCAAUUGUCAAAUGUCAAAAACCUAACCAAACAUUUUUUGUUGAUUUAAAAAUGGCUGAAAUGGGGGGAAGAGCCCCCGUGAGUUUAAUUGUGCUUGGUAUGGCUGGCUCCGGCAAAACUUCUCUUGUCACACGUUUAUCAAAUUCACCUAAAAAGCCCUAUGUUGUAAAUUUGGACCCCGCAUGUCUCAAUUUGCCCUAUUUUGCAAACAUUGAUAUCAGAGACACGGUAAAUUAUAAAGAAGUCAUGAAGCAAUACAAACUGGGCCCAAAUGGGGCUAUUGUAACAAGUUUAAACUUAUUUUCGACGAAAUUCUCCGAAGUUAUCGGUUUUAUAGAAAAGUCGAACCAUGAAUUGUGUAUUUUGGACACUCCAGGUCAAAUAGAAGUUUUCACAUGGUCGGUUUCUGGUUCAAUUAUCACUGAAACUCUAGCUUCAACUUUACCAACGGUUAUUUUGUAUGUUGUUGAUUCUGUGAGGAGUACUUCCCCUAUUACUUUUAUGUCAAAUAUGCUCUAUGCUUGUUCGAUUCUUUAUAAAACUCGUCUCCCUUUCAUCGUUGUUAUGAACAAAGUCGAUGUUGUUGACCACUCUUAUGCCCUUGAUUGGAUGACCGAUUUUGAGUCUUUCCAACAAGCAUUAGAAGCCGAUGAAAGCUACAUUAGUAAUUUGACAAGAUCGAUGGCCUUGACUUUGGACGAAUUUUACCAAAAUUUGAAAGUUUGUGGAGUGAGUGCUGCCACGGGACAAGGAAUUGAAGAUUUAUACAAGUUAAUAGAUGAAGCUCGAAUUUCGUACGAAACUGAGUAUAGAAGUGAAUGGAUGAAAAUAAAACAACAAUCAGAGGCACAAAAACUAGAAAAAAACAGUUCAAAUGAGCAAUGUUUUACUUUGCCAGCUGGAAUUGAACUAUCAGAUGUUUUUCUGAGACAUCCGGGGAAUGACAGUAGUGAGGAUUCAGAGGGUGAAGAGGCUCCAUAUCAAAGUAAGUACUACCAAACUUGUGAUUUUAAACAAUCAAUUUUUGUAGUUGUUGAAGAUGAAAAAGACGACGAUGUGUUUAAAAAAGUCGUACAACAACAAAAAGAAAUGCUAGUGAAAAGGGCAAAAGAAGCAGAAAUGAGGAAACAACAAACCUGAAUUAUAGAAAACAUCAAUUAAAAUUUUAUUCACUUUAAACUAAAAAUAAAUUACAAUAAAUUAAUCAGAUCAUUAGUCAAGAAAAAAAUUAACACAAUUUGUUUACCAAAAAAAAUUAUAUCUGGUGUUAAGUUUUUUCUUAGGCACAUCAAUUGCUACUAUAUAUAAAUAGACACUAUAAUAAUAAAUAAAUAAAUUUCUAUUAGUGAUA